CUCUGGUCAUCCCCUGUACUGUCUGCAGUCUCUGGUAAUCCCCUGUACUGUCUACAGUCUCUGGUCAUCUCCUGUACUAUGUCCGUAGUCUCUGGUCAUCCCCUGUACUGUCUGCAGUCUCUGGUCAUCUCCUGUACUGUGUCUGCAGUCUCCGAUCAUCUCCUGAACUAUGUCCGCAGUCUUUGGUCAUCUCCUGUAUAUGUCCGCAGUCUCUGGUUAUCUCCUGUAGUAUAUCCGCAGUCUCUGGUCAUCUCCUGUACUACGUCCGCAGUCUCUGAUCAUCUCCUGUAGUAUGUCUGCAGCCUUUGGUCAUCUCCUGUACUAUGUCCGCAGUCUCUGGUCAUCUGUACUAUGUCUGCAGUCUCUGGUCAUCUCCUGUA
Molecule: messenger RNA, 380 nt
Organism: Staurois parvus
Lineage: Eukaryota; Metazoa; Chordata; Amphibia; Anura; Ranidae
Source: the annotation of a GenBank genome assembly